This is a messenger RNA of Pocillopora meandrina, 26898 nucleotides long. The record is from the annotation of a GenBank genome assembly. Lineage: Eukaryota; Metazoa; Cnidaria; Anthozoa; Scleractinia; Pocilloporidae.
AUGAUUUGGAUGAAUCACGUACAGUGCGAUGGAAGCGAAAGAUCUUUAGUCUCGUGUACACAUAAUGGAUGGAAAGAUCACAGCUGUGCAAAAGGUCAACUUGCUGGUGUGGUUUGCAGUAUUCCAAAAGGUCAACAUCAACUUUUAACUCCAAAUAUUAUCAGUUUUUAAUUUACGGGCUAACGCACUCUAACGUUCUAUCAAAAAUUCUGCAAUCUGAUUGGCCACGCGACUCGCUAUCUAUUCUGUGAUAGAUAGUAGGUAAAGCGAGCUUGCAGCUGUAAUCUGAUGAUAAGAUUAGUAACUCCCGAUUUUCCUUGCGAUUUUUUAUCAUGCAACAGUUUGGGUCGACAAUAGUGCCUUAUGUUGUGGUGUAGUUGAAGUAGUAAUCUAACAUGUCAAAUUAAAGUUUUUGUGAUCGGUAACUAUGAAAUGGUGCAUAGCAGUACGGUAAAAAAAUGUUGGCUCUAGUUAAUUUGUAUUUGUAAGCGGACUUUUAAUUUGUAAGAUACAUAGUAAGAGUUGAGUUGACUCUUACUGCAAGAUGCCUUUUUACAUAGAAUCUGUUACAAAGUGUUUUAUUAAAAUUCAUGUGAGAUUUCUGCAACCGCACUCAACCCAACUCCAAAGGUAUUUGAAUAAGUUUGAAAACUGAAUUUUGGUUCAAGUAACCAUAACAUUUGAAGGAAAACUAUUUAUUGUUAAAUUUAUUGACAAUUGGUUAAUCUUUUCUUAACAGUAAGGCUUGUUAAUGGAACAGCACCUUACAAUGGUCGUGCAGAAAUACUCUACAAUGGAGAAUGGGGUACAAUUUGUCAUGAUUAUUGGGACAAUCCAGAAACAAAUGUCUUCUGUCGUCAGCUCGGAUUUGAAGGGGCAAUUACAGGACUUCGCUCUGCUGCUUUUGGAAAAGGCUCUGGAAUGAUAUGGAUGGAUGACAUCAACUGUACCGGACAGGAGACUGCAAUAUCUCAGUGUGUACACAAAGGAUGGAGAGUAACAGACUGUAAACACAACCAAGAUGCUAGUGUGAUCUGCAUCCCAAAAGGUGAAAUGAUCAUAAAAAAAAUCAUGUAAUAUUAUUAUUGCAGACCUUAAUGGCUAUAGGAAGAACGCUUACUCCUUGUGUUCUGUCGUUAAUGGAUAAAAUUUUUUAAUUUUCUUUCUCUGUAGUGGCGGUAUUGAGACCGUAUUUGACAAGGUGCGAAUAGUCUUUGAAGAUUAUGAAUAGCACUUGUCACCUUUCCAUAAGCUCUUUGCCUCUUCCUUAGGCUAACUUUGUCCUGACUGUAAACAUUUUCACAUAAAUCGCGUAUGAGGUAUAGAGGUAGCCAUCUAGUCACUUAAGUCGUAUUCUUUAAAGUUCAUCCUCCAUAGAUCCACUGAUAUUUUUCAUAUAUGACCCCUAAAUACUUUAAAGACGCAUUCGCUUGGAAAAUAUACACUCCUAUAACUUGGCUUAGGAACGACUAACACCGAUCUUUUUGCUAUUAAUUAGUUCGCCUAGGUGGAGAUAAAUAUUUAGGCGAGGGUCUGGUUCAAGUUUAUCACGAAAAGACAUGGGGCUGGAUAUGCAGUGAAAAAUGGAAUAAACAGAAUGCUGAUGUGCUUUGUCGAGAGUUAGGAUACACAAAUGCUUCUUCAUCAUACAGCAGUUCCGCAAACACGGUUGGUGAGGUGUGGAUGAAUAAUGUGCAGUGUCAGGGAACUGAAAGAUCGUUACUUUUCUGUGCCCAUGAUGGUCGGAAAUCUCAUAGCUGUAUAAACGGUCGAGUGGCUGGCGUAUUUUGUGUUGUUCCUGAAGGUAAGCGAAUUUUGUAAUCAGACAAUUUCCAAACAAAUUUCACCGACAGAAAUCGAUAAAAUGAAUUUAAGAGUGUGUCCACGAGAGCAUCAGACAGUCGUGCUACAUGCUAUUCCACCGAUUUCAAUGAAACCUUGCUAGUUUAAAGGCUCUAGCCCAAAUUUCACACAGACAGAAUGGUCUCUGUUUUGGUCAUUUCCAGGGGGAGAUUGACCACCCCUAGUUUUUCCUGGUUUUCCAAGAAAAUCGCUUCAAAAUAGGUUGAAUGUAUGAAGCUCUCACUGCGAUGGUAUUCGACUGAAUACUUUGAGAGUUUGCAUAAAUAUAUUGUUACAUCCUUAAUAAAUAUAAGACGUAAGUAGCAGUCAAUUUGAAUGACAGCUUAUCAAUCAACAGAGGCAAAUAAAUGACUGUGUUUUCAGACUAUUCGAUUCAUCCAAAUUUUGAUAAUUUUGGGGUCAAAUAUCUCUCCUUGCCUGAAAGCUGCAACACUAAUCUUAAUUCCUCUUUAUAAUCCAUCAUUUCAUCUCUGAAUAACUUCGAAAAAAUAUUUGGGCACUGCCGUAUUUUUGUUUUGGAUGCCUUUUAAAAUCUGAGACCGUAACAAGCUUCUAUCAACCACACCUGUCACGCAAUUCUGGCUCUAAGCUGUCACUUGAGAAAUAAACCUAUAUUUCAUAGCUUGUUAUUCAUGGUUAUUGAUUAGGAGGCUAUGAAAUGUAAACAACUUCUUUUUGUAGGAAGGAUAAUUAAAUGUUAAGAGAGAGGCAUGUUGACGAAAUGUUGAUGGGAGAAUCGUAGGGUUUCUUUCUUCUGUCGUUUAAUACUUUGGAGAUUUGCUAAAAUCAGGAAAUAUGGCUUUUGUGCGGCACAAAACCUUAAUUUUAUAACUGGUCUAUGAUUUGAUUGUUUACUAUCAUUAUUGCACAGUUCACAAUAAGGAAACUGCAACAGGAGAGGAGAUUUUAAGUCACAUGUCGCGUGCUGGAUGACGAGAAACUCUUCCCCUUCGUUUGAAAGGAAAUAUCUAUAGUUCCAUCAAAUUCAUAAACUGCGCUAUCUUUCCAGAAAAUAAAACUGGAAGAUGUCGUUUCCACUUUCCACCAUAAAGAAAUUCCACGCUUCAGAAACAGCCUUUGUGGCGUGACUGCGUGACCUUUCUCCAAAAGUACAAAAACUUUGUUUAGCUUUCUUUUUUUUAAGGUAACAUUUCUAUAAAUUUCUUAAGCCUUCUGUUAUCUUAUUUGCGUUCUUCUGACAGCAAAUAUCAUCUUUAUCUGCCAUUAUUUUCGCUGAAUGUCAUGGCCUUUCCUGCGUGCACGAACCAUGACGAGCCAGACGUUCUUAGCAACCGAAAAAAGAGCUUUGGAUCCUGCUGAGAUCGAGGAGUUUUACUCCACGAUCUCAGCUUGACGUCCAGCAGCUUGUAACAUUCCAUUGUAACAAUAUCCCUGCUACUGAUCAUUUAUGUUACGCUGAAAGUGCGAACUUUCGCGCGAGCGUGUUAUAAUCCUGAAACGAGAGUGUGCGUUUAUAAUUAAAAUUUCUAUUUUGGUAAUUCAAAACGUGUCAGUGAAUGUAUGCCACGUUUGGAGUGAAUGACGUAUUUUGGCUCUUUGAUUUUUAUCAAUAGGCCGGGAACAAAAGCGAAAGCGGACGAGCCGACUUUAUUUGCUGACUUUCCAAGUCAGCUUUCCUUUUCUGAAACCGCUCUAUUUUCUGGACCGUAAACCGCCAGACAAAUACGUACGUGCCAGCAAAUUGAUACUAAGAAAGAGUAUAAUAGACCCUUUUUGUUGAACGAAUCUCGGAUUUCGUCAUUUUGGGUCAUUUUUAACACUCACGCGAAAUUCCCCCUUUUUUAAGUCUGCCUGAAAUGAACAAGGGACGAACCGGACGCCACGACUUUUGCCUUCGAUUAAUGCACGCAACACGCUCACGCCACGACUACAAACGAAACGGGUAUGUCGAUCAAAAUGAGAACGUUGCUGGAUUUGACGGCGAAAUUUAGCCGUUUAAACCGUGAAGUAGUGCGAAUUCAGCAUGUUAAAUUUUUGAUACUGUAAAAUUUCGGUUAUAAGCCCUUGCCUAAUACUAACUACUUAAUAACCGGGCGCGAGGGCUUAACUGUAAAAUUCCAGACUGAGGGAUGAAAUUUUUGCUUUAUGGACCGAGCCUCUGGGCGAGGUCCAUAAAUCAAAAUUUCGGCCCGAAAUUAUGGAAUUUUACAGUAAAGCCCGAGCAAACAAGGUUAUUAAGUUUUUCUAUAAUAUGGCUUCAAGUAGGUAAAGCGCGCGAAAUAGAGUGAACUUCUACAUUGCCUUCAUUUUCCGUCACAAUUUCGUCAGGAUAAUAAAAUUCAGAAAAGAAAUAUUUUCAGAACGCAUAGUUAAAGAAGAGAUACGUUUUUUGUUCAAUUUCUUGCUUUUUUAACGAAGUUCCUUUCAGCGCAAGUCACUAAGUUCGCUAGGUUUUGUAAACCAAAACCGUGGCGGAAAAAAUCUGCUAUGCCCGUGGGCGUUUACCGGGGGAUUACGGACCGCUAACUAACCAAUCUGAGCGCGCGUACUAUCGCAGCCAUAUAAUAAAACUUUGUAAAGGGUUUUGGGUAGGUUUAGCGGAUUGAAAAGCGUUUGGAAACAAGCCAUGGUAAUGUUGAUCUAAAUUCGUUUUUAAUUUAAAGUCAUAUUAAAGCAAAAUUUCCAGUUAGCACUGUCAUCCAGCAGAGGGGGAAAGGGGGGUUAUCGGGGGGCCUAUAACCGGAUUGUUUUGUCUGCAGGUAGAUAAUCUAACCAGAAUUUUACAGUAUACACUUCGGGCCGUUUUACACGGUACGAAAUUAUCGCAGUGUAUUCAACAAUUUCCCAGGCUGAAGUCGCACGUUUUUAUAUUUUAAAAGCCAGCCGUCUAUCAUACUGCAUUUUUUUUUUAUUUCAACCAGUACACGACUGAAAUAGGACACAUCCAAAGCCCGCUCGCGGUAGUCUCCCCCACCCACUAUAUGAUGCUAAAGUUCCCACUGAGGCAAGCUUUCACACGCGAAGUGAAAACACUUGGUAACGUUAUCGAUCAGUAGGAAUGCCUGCGAGUGUGUUAAUCGACCGAACUACAUAACUUGAAUAAGUACGCUACGGUUUUUUUUUUUUUUUUUGGAUCAUUGGUUUUCGCCCCCUUUUUCUUUUUGUUUUCGGCACCACGUUUCCGUAUUACAUUUCCAUAUUAUUUGAAAUGACACCCCCGAAAAAAAAAAAAAAAAAUUGGAUGAUGAAUAAAUUUGGAACUUAUUGAACAAUUAUUUGUUUGUUCAUUCAAAGAGGGUAUUCUUACGUUAAAAAAAUAGCCGAAUAGCCGCUAUGAUGGAAAGGGUAUUCUGAUAAUAGUAAUGAAAGGUAGCAUCGUGAGGGAAUAACAUCAUUUUCCAGGUUCUUCCAUUCCAUAAUCUAACAGAAAUACUUAACAAUUAUUCCACGAGUACGCAUUGGAUAUGAGCUGGUAGAUAGCCAACCAGAGGAUUGAAGUUGGCUUUAACCAUGUCUUACCCAACACACGCGACUGGAGAAACUGUUUUAAUAAGAACUACCACGUGGUAACAACGAAUCUUGCUAUAUUUAUUUUAUCGUAAGGAAGACAAUUUUUGUAAAGAAAACCAUCCACUGGCCGCUAAACAAAUCAAAACUUAGUUAUACAACUUACUUGACAACAUUUGGUGAUUGAAAAGUACUCUGACGUUAAAAUUAAACAGUGGUAAAACAACAGAGUAACAAAAAGUUAAAAAAGUAACAUUUUUAAAUUUGCACGACAUUCUCAUGUCAUCUUUAGCUUUACAGCUGUACAUUUGAUUUUUCCAGUGUAAAUAGUAUGUUAUAAGGUUACGUCAUAAACCUGACGUCAUAAAUUUGAAGCUACUAUGUUCCGUUGCGAUUCACUGAAAGGGAAAAUUUUGGAAUAAGGUUUUUGCUGAGAGUCUUGCUGCUUAACAUGGAAGUAGCCGAACAUUUUCAACUUAUUAAAAGAUACAAAAGUUUAAUGGUAAGAAUUACUGAUAAUUAGUGAAUUGGAGAAGGGAGCGUAAAGAAAAUUUCUCUUUUCGCGGCAGUGUCUCAAACGUUUUGGCCAAACUUGUAGCUGGCUUAUGGCUUCGAAGAGAAUAAACUACCGGCAAGCAAGCAGUUUCAUUAUGUCCUUCCUGUGUGCUGUCAUCUCACUGAAAUUCCACGACCGUGAAACAACUUGAGGUUGUGAAGAGGUCAUAAAAUCAAGGGCCGCUAGAAUAACCCCAACGCCACAACUGCCGCUUCCAAUUAGUUGGCCAUCUGUCGGUUGUCUCGGCAUUCCAAACCUUUUGAAUGUUUUUGCAUUACGCCAGUCAUCCAGAGAAAAGUCAUCGCAGUCUGGAAACUUGGACUGAAGCUCACUUAUGAUAAGAAAGACAUAAGAAGUUUUGGAGAAAGAAUAUCCAAGGCCAUCAUCAAAAUACGCUUCUUUGUUUUUUACAUCGAGGACCAUUAGUCCCCAAUGUACAUUGUCCAUGUUUACCGGAACCAAUACCAAGCUUAAUAAGCCAGGCUUGACAUUUUGCAACAUUUCUUCAAAACAUUGCCGGAUAAAGCUUCUCUCUCCCGUGUUGAGCCAGGUAAUAGUGUGCGCUGGAAGACAGAGUAAAGACUCGUUUAAAUCACAUUUACGCUGCAAUCUGGAAAUUGCUGUGUCAAUUACAGUGUUACCAUCUUUUGUUAUUGAACUGCAUGAUAAGUAUGUUAAGAUACAACUUUACUUUUUAUCAAGUCAACAAAAUUUCCUGAGAGUGGUUUCUGGCCACCUUAUACUUCUAAAAGCGCUCCUGUAUGAUCAGCAUGUUGAUAAGAUACAACAUUUUGCAAAGUUACCAAAACUUCCUGGGAGUGGUUUCAUCGCCGAAGUUAACAGAACUUCCUAGAAGCAAUUUUCGAGCUUUGGAGCCACCUUUUCAACAUCUCCCAGCAAAUAUAUAGCCACAUUUGAAGCAGUAACUGACAAUAACCUAUGGAAUGGCCUAUCUAAAAAUAAGAGCUGGAAAGUGAUGGAAACUAUUUGUCAGCCUCUUUUAUUCUACUUUAUAUUUACUUAUAUUAACUUUGUUACAUGCGAAAAAUUCUGUGUAAGGCAUUCGACAUGCAUAUGACUAUAUUGCAUAGUUUAUACAAUGUAGCACUCUACUUGAAGGCUACAUAACAUAUAUUGACUUACUGGUCAGUGAACUUGUAAAAUGAAUUGCAUAUUUCUUUUGCCAUCUGCCAGAUAAAGCAAUAGCUAAAGAGUUGUCAUGGUUCCUGUUUGUUUCAAGUAUGCAUUGCUUGUAAUUAAAACUUAUUACAUCACUUACAUUUUUGUAGGCAUCCUGUUGAUACUGAGCAACAUAAUUCUGGACUUCCUUUGGGUACUUCUUGUUUUUUCGAAGAAUGGACAACUUUGCAACAACUUCCUGUUGUUUUGUUUUCCAGAACUGUAGCUUAGUAUCUAACUCCUGCUGUAGCAGACCUAACAAAACGGUCCCAAAUAAUGAGAGUGUCAAAGGGAUUUUGCUUGUUCACAAAACUGGAGCCUUAUUUAAUUGAAAUGUUUAAUAAAUGGUAUUGCAUAGCUUUUCAAAGUGGUGUUUAAAGAGAUGAUAACGGUCCUUUAUAUCACAUGUUAAAGAAAUAAGUUUUCUUUUUGUAUACGUUGUUAUAAUAAAUUGCAAGUUUUAUGGGAUGUUAAGCUGGCUUAACAUCCCAUCAAACUCACUAAGCUGGGUAUUACAUUGAACCCAGUGAAAAGAGAAUUUUCUUACCUGUACUGGCAAUGUCAAGUGUGUCAGUGUGAGUUCCCCAAUCUCUAAAAAACCUUUCCUGACUCGUUCAGAUGCAAUAAUUUUAAUAAGUGUGUUGCAGUGAUAACAUAAGUAUGCGAUUCACAUAAAGGACAACACAAGGAAUAGUGCAUAUGGCAAGCACUUCAAUGAUCAAUAUGACUGAGCAUUUACCAGUAUUAUAUAAGAAAUAAUGAGCUAGAACUGACAGUCGGUCAUCAGGAAAAUGCCAGCCAGUUUGGUCAUGUUUGACAAAACUGCAACUGUGGUCAAACAUUUAGGUAACAAAAUUAAUUGCUCAACAUAAUUCCGUAGAUUAGAAACAAUUUCUCAUUUAGUUCAGUUGCUACACAUACGAAAGGAUGAAAUUUAAAAAGAAAUUUGAGAACUAGAAUCAAAAUAAUCAUAAAAAGUUUUGUUAGACCAGAGGGAUUUUGAAAGUCAGAUAUAUGUACUAUUGAGAAAAAAAAAUGGCACUCUAACAAUAAAUAAUAAGCAUAGCACACCUUGGACUUGUAGGCAUAACCAAUAAUAAUAAACACUUACCAAAUCUUUCGGCAUGCAUGUCUCCAAAAUUCAAGUUGACGUGAUGUCGUGAUGCCGAUAUUAGAUAUCCCAGAAGCACUCAAGCAUACAAUUAUGCCAGGACUUCAACCUGGGUGAACCAGAGAGGAUAUAUAACACUUGCUAGACCUUCGAUACCAUGUGCGAACCAAAAUACUUAUUAUGUUAUAUAUCCCAGAAGCACUCAGGCAUACAAUUAUGCCAGGACUUCAACCUGGGUGAACCAAAGAGGAUAUAUAACUCUUACUAGAACUUCGAUACCAUGUGCGAACCAAAAUACUUAUUAUGCUAUAUAUCCCAGAAGCACUCAGGCAUACAACUAUGCCAGGACUUCAACUUGGGUGAACCAAAGAGGAUAUAUAGCACUUGCUAGAACUUCAAAACCAUGUGCGAACCAAAGUACUUAUUAUGUUAUAUAUCCCAGAAGCACUCAGGCAUACAAUUAUGCCAGGCCUUCAACCUGGGUGAACCAAAGAGGAUAUAUAACACUUGCUAGAACUUCUAUAUCUUGUGCGAACCAAAAUACCUAUUAUGUUAUAUAUCCCAGAAGCACUCAGGCAUACAACUAUGCCAGUACUUCAACCUGGGUGAACCAAAGAGGAAAUAUAACACUUGCUAGAACUUUGAAACCAUGUGCAAACCAAAAUACUUAUUAUGUUAUAUAUCCCAGAAGCACUCAGGCAUACAACUAUGCUAGGACUUCAACCUGGGUGAACCAAAGAGGAUAUAUUACACUUGCUAGAACUUCAAAACCAUGUGCGAACCAAAGUAAUUAUUAUGUUAUAUAUCCCAGAAGCACUCAGGCAUACAAUUAUGCCAGGACUUCAACCUGGGUGAACCAGAGAGGAUAUAUAACGCUUGCUAGAACUUCAAUACCAUGUGCGAACCAAAAGUAAUGCUCAUGUUAUAUAUCCCAGAAGCACUCAGGCAUCCAAUUAUGCCAGGACUUCAACCUGGGUGAACCAAAGAGGAUAUAUAACACUUGCUAGAACUUCGAUUUACCAUGUGUGAACCAAAAUACUUAUUAUGUUAUAUAUCCCAGAAGCACUCAGGCAUACAACUAUGCCAGGACUUCAACCUGGGUGAACCAGAGAGGACAUAUAACAUUUGAGGGUCUCUACUGGUAUUCUGAAGAAAUCAAAGAUUUAUGCUGAAAAAGGAAGAUCUCGUAACUGAAGCUUAGGCUUAAAAGUUUAUGUAACGCAAUGAUUUCAAUCUAGAUAAUGAACAAGUAGAUCAUCUUGCGCACAGCCUUUAUGUGAUUCUUGUUCAGAAGAAGUGGAAUGUCAGAUUUCGUCUAGAUAAACAAAUGCAGACAUAACAAUAUCUUAAUGAAUCAAUAAAAGAAGGCAUUACAGGGUUGGAAAUUAGCACUUGCCCACUUGCCCAGGCGAGUGUCAAAACUACUUGGGCAAGUAAAAAUCCUAGGCUUUUUGUUGCAUUUAUUAAAGGCACUCGCCCAAUGGCCAGUGCUGUCAAAAUUAAGUUUCCAUCCCUGGCAUUACAGAUCAAUGAACCCAUUAAAAUGUAAAAUGGUAAUAGAAUGAUUAUAAUAUAAUGCGGAAUCCAUCAAUAAUGAUAAGAGCACAAAUAAAUGUUUAGGUAAGGAAAGACAUGUCUUGUGAAAUAAAAAUACUGAGAUCAAGUUACAGUUUGAGUUCUAAUAUAAACUACUCUAUUUUAGUCACACUGCUCAUCAGUGAAAAUGAUUUUAGUAAGAUGAGGUAUGGUUAAAGGGGGGUGGGGGGUCAGGGGCACCUCAGGAACCCCUUUAGCCAUGCCCUUGACAAAGUUUAGCAAUAAAAAAAAAAGAGGAAAAGCAAUAUUUCUGUUUGUUAUUUUUCUAUUUAUCUUUGUACUUUGUAUCGGUAUAUUGUUUUAUUAUAUCAUAAUUAAAUAAAUUUUGACCUCCAAAAGAAACGGAUAAAGUUGACCAGAAUUUAAAUACAGGGGUGGCAGAUUUUCCCCACUCACCAAUUUAAUCAAACACACUAACUGGCAAUACAAAAUGAUUUAAAAAGAUAAAAUGAUUUACCUUAGUUCGCCCUAACUUUGUAAAGUUCAACAAGGUUUGCCAUCCUUGGUCUGGGAUCCGGGACUGCAGCUUGAAGUAAAGCAACGUCCAAUCGGGCACACGAAUUUUGGGGCACUGUCCCCCAGUAUUGCUUCCAGGGCUUGCUUCGGGUCUUUUUUUCUCAGCAGCUGUUCUGCGAUAUCGCUCAUCACUUUAGCCACUUCAACAUUCUGGUCCACCUGAUCGGCGAAUAAAGAUGCAAGAGGCACCUGGAACUUAUCGCAAACAUCGCCGAUCAAGGUCCACAUAUCGCUUGUACUGUCCGGGUUGUCCUUUGCCGGGUCCUGUGUGCCUGAGCUCAGCGUCGAUUGACCGCCGUUUUUCACCUCAUCUCGAAGGGCCUCUAACUGGGGAAGCACAACUUCAAGUUUAGCCUUAAGCUUAAGAUUUUCAUCUUGACUCUUCUCGAUAUCCUCUAUGGAUAUGGCUGACCUUGAAUCGACUCCAAAUACUGUCUGUACGGGGUCAUGAAUUUUGUCCUUGUUGUUGUCACGUGUGUCAUCGCUGUUUGGCAAUCUUCAUUAUCUUGGCCAAUAUUUAGGCUGUUGAUGCCAUCAAUCAACCAACUGUACUUUUCUUCUUCGCCCGCUUUUAGUUUUUGCCGAAGUAUCGCGGAAACAACGCCGAAAGAAGAGGCUAUGAAUACCUCUUCUUUGUGAACUAGUCGUCGAUCCAAGUGCCCGCCAUUUUUAAGAUUCGAGAGUUGCACUGUGUUAAAUUCUUUUGGAAAGCUUGACACCAAAGGGCUACUCGACAUGAAUUUUCCUACAGGAAUGCCGCAUAUUUUGGAAUUAAGGAGAUACCAGUCCCUCGAAUCGCUCGUGGAGUGACACCCUUUCGAGUUUCAUUGCGUUUUGUCUGGUUUAAAUUUGUAGGUCUGGCUCAAACAGGGCAAGCAAUACGGGUUCCUAUGUUUCUCUUUUUUCUUUAUUUGCAUUUUUAUUUUCUUUCUUGCAUUAUCACAGAUGAAUGUCCUUUUUAUUUCCUCAGCGCGUUCUCUCAGAUUUGGAAGAAGGCUAUGAAAAGUCAAUGUUGACCAGAACUAAACCCUUUCUACAACUUAUUGUUUCAAAGACCCCUAAAAUUUAUAACUUUUUUUCGAAAGAGAAUGCGUUUUUGUUUGCUAUUUAUUGCAAUUUAUUGCAAUUUAUUGCGACAAUAUAAUUUUAGAAAAUACGAGAAAGCAACACUUUUUUAGUUUUACGCACGAGAAAUUCACUUUCAGCUUUUUUAGCCUGACGCUUAAUUCAUUCGCUGCCCUCCAAAAGCACCUUAACAAAGGCAAACAGGAAAUCAAGCUGGAAAAAGAAUCUUCCUUUGACGAGAUCAAGAGUACUAGUAAAAUAAGCAAAGGCUUGCCAUUCUGUAGAGGGUGGCUACGGUUUAGGUCAGACCUCAUGAAAAAAUUCUGAUGAACAAUCCCUUGUUAGCCGGGUGGACUUUCGAUAGGCCCUUUGCAAAACAAAAAAAGCAGCCGCCUUUUCUAAGAAAGCAAAGAGUUAUCUCCUAGACAUGUGCUGGACAGGGGAGAAAACUAGCAAGAAGGCAACCGCCUCUGAUGUGGUUUCCCAAAUAAAGAGUUUCAGAGCAGACACGGGCCAGAAAUGUCUGAGACUAACUAAGCGGCCAUAUUUGCUGAUUUUAGCAAAACUCCAAAGUAAUAAACGACAGAAGAAAGAAACACUACGAUUUUCAGAUCAACAUUUCUCAUACAUGCUUCUCUCUAAACGUAACAUUUUCCAUAUUAACAGAAAAUCUCGAAACUUAUCAACAUUUCUUAGCCUUAUAGACCAAUCAUCUUGUAUGAAGAGCUAGAAAAUAAAGGUUUGUUUGCUUUGCGUGACAGGUGUAGUUGAGAGAAGCUUGUCACGGUCGUAGAUUUUAAAAGGCAUCCAAGACAAAAAUACGGCAGUGUCCAAUUACUUUUUUAAAGCUCUGAGAGAUGAAAUGAUAUUUUUUAAAGGGAAAUUAAAAUUAGCAUCGUAGCUUUCUGGCAAGGAGAGAUAUGUGACCUCAAAGUUAUCAAAAAUUUGGAUUAAUCGAAAACUUAAGAAAAAAACAGUCAUUUAUUUGCCUCUGUUGAUUGACAAACCGUCAAUCAAAUUGACUGAUACUUACGUCUUACAUUUAUUAGGGAUGUAACAAUAUGUGUGCAAAGUCUCAGAGUAAUCGGUUGAAUACCAACGCAGUGAGAGCUCCAAACAUUUGACCAACUUUUAAGAAACCGAAAAACAGAGGGUUGUUCCAUCCCCCUCCAGAAAUAACCAAAACAGAAACCAUUUUGUCGGUUUGAGUUCUGGGGUAAGCCCCUCAAAGUGGCGAAGUUUCGUUGAAAUCGGUGAGAAGGCAUGUAGUACGACUACCUGGCACUCACGUGAACACACUCUUAGUGCUCUUCAAAGUGUGCCGUUGCACACCGGGACGAGAAACUAAACGAUUGUUUCUGUGGGCGAAUGCCUAUAUGCAUCAUUCGUCAUCAAUUUAAGCUCUUAGAUUUUGAGAAAUAAAAACUUUGCCCUGUAGGAAAACGAAAAAAAAAUGUCUUGAUCGAUUUCUUUCAAGCUUUGCCCUUGAUGCUAUCUUUGUCUAAAAGCUAUCAAAUCCAUCUUAGUCUUAGAAUAAUAAAAAAAGAAUACGAACUUCCUGGCUCUUUUCUUCAAUCUAGAUUAUUCCCUUAUAAAAACUAUUUUAUAUAGAAAUUUAAUUUUUUUUUGAUAGCUGUGAAAAGGUUCAGAUUUAUUUUGAAUUAUUCCAUAUAAUCAAAAACGGAGAUAACUUGAAGAAGAGUGAAGAGUUUCAAGAGCCCAUAUGGCCAUGCAAAUAUUCAACAUUUCCAAAAUAUGGUGGCAACAACCAAAAAAUUAAUUCGGCUCAUAUUCUCAAGUUAGAUAGGCCAUAUAGAGUAAAACAAACAAAUGCAUACUUCGUUUAGCUGAAUAUCGAUUUAUUUUCGAGAAAAUCGCUAAUAACUGAAUUCCGCCAAAAUGCCGAUUUUGACGCUCAAAAUUUCAGGCUUGGAGCGUUGCGUCGCAAAUUGAAAAAAAACCUGGACCGACAAAGAUUACCAAAUCUUAAAAAAUCAUUAAAAUGUAUGUUGUCAGCAGUUUGAGCAAUUCUUUACUAUUUAUUUACACGAUCUUAUUGAAUUUAUCCGACUAACUUCUUACUUCACAGAAAAAGUAGCCCGUUUUCUCACUAUGUGCCACACAAAAUCGCGAUUUUGGACUUUCGAUUCAGCGCGAUUAAAUCCAACUUCAAAGUUGGAUAAAAUGCGCCGAUUUGACGGUCGAAAAUGUACACAUACACACGCAUUUUACGUCUAAUUUUUUUUGUUUCGCAUUUUACGUCUAAUCUACAGCUUAUUUAACAUAAUAUCCUUUUACCUUUCCUGUUGCUCUUUUGAGGAAGAGGGCUACAUUCCUGAAAUUGUUGCAUCGUUCACUUAAAAGCAAAAUAAAAAGGUAGGAUAGUCAAUGCCUCCUGAUCAUGCUCUUGCAAAGCGUAUUCCGAGGUUUUUGAUUUCAGAUUUCAUGAUUCAAUGAAUCAUGAUAUUUUUUAAAUUAUUGUUUUAGGUGGUAAGGCCUAGGAUCAGCAAAGGGCAUAACCCAUCACUGCAGAUGUGCAAUAGAGCAAAGUGUGGUGUUAGAAUAUUUCUUUACUGAUUUAAAAGAAGUUGUGUAAGAGUCAAAACCACAACAAGAAAACCACAACUUUCACUGAAAUUUUUAUACAAGCCAAAUUUACAUUUAAACUUCUCUAGAGGCUACCAUGCCUUGUGAAGUUGCUCGUGCCAGUAGUAAGACUACGACCCAGAUAGCACGUCCUGAUAUUCACGUUAUCUUUCCGGGCAGUGAUCCGGAAGCUUACAUUUGCUUACAAAACCAUUACUGCGUAUCUCGAAACUCAAGAAACGCCUUGAGUAAUGAUUGCAUCAGUUGAUACAGCAGACUCGAGUGCGGGUCGCUAUACCUUAUGUUAGGGACUUAGCGUACACGUCCCCUGAGUGCUAAUUGUGCUGAUAUUGUAUAUUUUAAAAAGUGGCUUUUAAAAGAAUUAACCCUGUUAGUUAGAUAUUUAGUAAUCUUGCCCAAGAAGCUAGCCGAAUGAGCAGUGAUCUAUCCCCCCCAAAUAUAGUCCGGUCCAAAGCCAUCAAUGAAUUAUAUGGCAGUACAUUAAAGAUCAUAGAUGAUGCGUAAUGACGAAUUUAACACAAGCUGUUGUUUGAUCUGACCAGAAUUUUCACGCCCACUUCUAAAAGACUAACGUAUAGAUUUUAUUAGAGGAAAACAAAGUAAACAAAACCAUAGGAGAUGAACCUCGUUUGUCUCACGAUGGGGUCAGUUUGGGUGUUAAUCGCGACGUUUCGACUGCAAUACUGCCAGUCUUCAUCAGGCGGUGAGGUUGAUUGUUUACGUGUCGCUAUUUGUAGCACGUCGGUUCGCUGCUAUUGGUGACAAACGAAUAAAGUUCAUCUCCUACCUUAAACCACGAUGAACAAUAAACACAUAUUUUUUAACAAUAAACAUACCCAUAUUGUGCUUAUCUCCUCAAUCUUUCCUUCGAAGGUCAGAAAUUUAAGAAGUAAAUGACAACUUUUCAUAGACGACACGUUAAAAAGAAACAUUUCCAUAUUCAGCUAGAGCGGAUUACAACGGUACGCUAAUAAUCCGUAAGAUUUGCUGACAGGGCGUGGAUCUUUUCCCUGGCAAGGAAUUCAAGGUUUGCUUUGGAUAUUUUAGUCCAUGCAUUUACUACCACACUUGUCAACUAAUUCUGGCAAAAUAUCUAUAUAGGGCUGCUUUCGCUUGCUUGUUAUUGAAGAUACGUCCAGCUCGAGCACGGUGUAAAUCUGUAAUAACACGAGGGACAACCAGGAUGAGAAACUGAGAGGUUUACUCAGUCAAAUCUACAUGGUAACCGACAACGAAUAUUUAAGGAGUUUAACUUGCGGGAGCGGGUCCCUAAAGGACGCACACGCUGCUAAGUGUCACAAUAUAACGCAUCUUAUUAAAACAAAUCUCCCGCAGCAUCCGCACAGAAACCUUUGACAGCUUCCACUAGCCCACAAUUUCACAGAUGUUGUAUUUGUCAAAUAUGAUUGGAUGCUGAAGAGCAAAAGUCUUAAUAUUACUUCCUCAGUAAGCUCUUGGAUGCCUCAUAUCUUUCAAAAUCUUCGCCGCAAGUGCUGAAAGUUUUUUUUCGCUGUUAACCGAGAAAACAUCCUGUCAUCUCCUGAGGUGCGAGGAAGUCUUCCUUUUCAAAGAAACUGGAGCUGUUGCUGUGCUCAGCUCUUCGCUUUCGCAUUCUUCAAAAUGGUAGUGGGAUCAGCCUUCUUCCCAGUGCUUUCCUUCAGUAAGAUAGUUUUUCUAAGCAUUGGCGAGAUUCUUCCUUGGUGCUAUCGCUAACUUCAGAGCCUGUUGGUGCUGGACUUUCAUCCCCUGACGAUAUAUAUAUCUUCAUCCUCAGUUUCAGCAACUGCAGCAGCGCCAUCUCCAGUUUAGCUGCGCACAAUUUUAUUGCCUUGUCGCACAGCGUUUCUUGUUCUAGGGUUCUAGGGCAUACUUAUGUUUGCCACAGUUCAGAUGUCCUUUUGAGGACGAGAAAUGCUGGAAAGACUUGAUGUGACCCUCCUCUGAACACUUCCUUUUUCACAGGUUUCGUCGUCACUGUCAUUCUCGCGUGCUGCGGCUUUGCUAAUUCUGUAGUUUGUUUUGCGCUUUGUCAAGCUUUGACGGUUUGGAAAGAAACAUUGGAAAUCGCAUUAUCUGUAUGCUUGUUUAACUGAGGAAGAGGGCUGCUGCUUUGUUGGCAGAAACUUCCCCAAGAUAAAAAUUUUACCGCAAGCUAACUCCAUAUGCUCUUCACCUUAGCACACCUCCUUUGGUGUAUGCAACGUUAUUAAUAAAACUACUACUCGUCCCACUUCACUGGCGUUGAAUUUGCAGUAAGUACGCUGAGGACCGCUCACAGUUAUGCUGAGUCCAGCCAUUCCGCCAGAUCACCUAUGGCUGUCAUCAUUUGCGAUGCUGUCUCGAUGUCAUGGCCGGCAUUGAGAUUCUCAUUUGAUUUUCUAUUUUACAACCUCGCAGUCACGAGCCUUUCUACCUUGGGGGUUUGAAAAGUUAACGCGCUUCAGAUUGAUUCCUUGCUUGGUCAAGUUCUUCUGUAGAUGAUCGGUAAGGUGUUAGCGGUUAUGCUAACCAAACAAAAGUAAGAGAGCAGGAAGGUUCAAAACGUAUCACAAUUCAGUAAUUGUAGCAAGCAGUGGUUUUAAUCACCGAACUAGGUUGAUCUUUCGAUCUUUUUGUCUUAAAGACCGCAAAAUAGGCUUGUGUUACAUUCUUCAUUACGCAUCAUCUACGCUCUAUAAAGUACUGCCAUAUAAUUCAUUUUGGCUCUGGACUCGACUAUAUUUGAGGGGGAUAGAUCACUGUUUAAUCGGGUUGCUUCUUGGGCAAGAUUACUAAAUAUCUAACUAGCAGGGUUGAUUCUUUUAAAACCCACUGUUUAAAAUAUACAAUAUCAGCAUAAUUAACGCUCAGGGGACAUGUAUUUUACGCUAAGUCCCUGAUGUAAGGAAUACCAACCCUUACUCGAGUCUGCUGUAUCAGCUAGUGCAAUUAGUACUCUAAGAGAGUAAAUUCACAAGGCAUGGUAGCCUCUGGGGAAGACGAAGUGUAAAUAUCAAUUUGGCUUGUAUAAACUUUUCAGUGAAAGUUGUAGAUUUGACCCUUCUAUAGCUUCUUUUAAAUAAACAAUAUUCUAACACUGCACUUUGCUCUAUUGCACAUCUGCAGUAAUGGUCUUUGCAGAUCUUCAACUUUAUUCACCUAAAACAAUAAUUUAUAAAAUACCAUGAUUAAUUUAAUCAUGAUGCAUUUAAUUAUGAUCAGGAUUAGAUGAUUGUUUGCUCCUUUUUCAUACAUUAAAAACUUGACCUAAGUUCACGAAGCCACGUGUUUCACAGUCCAAUGUUCUAUUUUUGCGGAGUUGUCGCUUUCAGUAGACCUCAUUUUGAAUUAGCUGACGUUAUUCCGCACACGAGAAACAUGUUUCUCAACUAGCAACAUUCCGCCUCCAUUUGGUUCGCGGUUCGGUUGAAUACUAACAUUAAACAAAGGUCUCUUACGUGAAGUAACUACACCCUCCUUUUCGACGAAAUCGGAGUCAAGAAACCCCGAAAUACGCUUUGUAAGAGCAUGACCAGGAAGCGUUGACUAUCCUGCCAAGUUAUUUACCUUCAUGGGAACGAUGCAACAAUUUCAGGACUGUCGCCCUCUUCUUCAAAUAGCAACAUGAAAUGUAAGAGGAUGUUAUGUGAAAUAACGGCAGAUUGAAUGUAGAAUGUGAAACAAUUGAGUUUGCGCGUGUUGUGUACAUUUUCUACUACUUUUAAAUUUGAGUACAUCGCGCUGAAUCAUUUCCCCAAAAAUUAUUUGGAGAUCGAAAAGGACCACACUUCAUCUCCCAAAAGCCAGAUUUUGUGUAGUACAUAGUGAAAAAACGGGUUACUUUUGACUAUUUUUAUGUAGUAAGAAGUUGGUCGGAUAAAUUCAAUUAGAUUGUCUAAAUAACUAAUCAAGAAUUGCUCAAAUUGCUGGCAACACAUAUUUUAAUCUUAUUUUUUAAAUUUGGUACUUUUUAUCGUUUUUUCAAUUUUUGACGCGGCACUCCGAGAUUCACCUAAAUCUUUGGGCUUCAAAAGCGGCAUUCUGGGGGAAUUCAGUUAUGAUCGAUUUCCUCGAAAAUAUAUUGAUAUUCAGCCAAAUGAAAAAUGCUGUGAUUUAUUUCCCAUUGAGACCUAGCUACUUAACUUUGAAAUAUGAGCGAAAAUGAUUUUUCGGCUGUUGCCACCAAAUGUUGGACAGUUAGUAACAAUCGCUCUCAACUGUCAUAUCGAGUAACUGUGAGAUUUAUGGUGACCGUUUUAUAUCACAUCACCAGUGCGUUUAGUCGGUGGAACUGCGACAUACAAGGGCCGUGUCGAAAUUUUCUUCAAUGGGGCCUGGGGAACGAUUUGUCACGACUUCUGGGAACUAUCAGAAGCUAAUGUUAUCUGUCGUCAGCUGGGAUUCGAUGGAGGUCUACUAGCUCUUCGUAAUGCUGCUUACGGGCAAGGGUCAGGAAUCAUAUGGAUGGAUAAUGUCAAUUGUACGGGGAAGGAGGAAGCAAUAUCUAGGUGUAAACAUAAAGGAUGGAGGGUGUCAGAUUGCGACCACACUCAAGAUGCCAGUGUCAUUUGUACUCCAAAAGGUGGGGGUUAAGUAAAGUACUAGAAAAUAAAUGAAGUAAGAUAAAAAUAGACAUGGUUUUUUAAAUAACAAAGAAAAGUGGUAAUUGACCAAAACCGACGACGCCACAUGCGAGAUGCUGUUUCUGAGCCAGUGUAGAUAACGUAAAGAUUGAUUUGAUUUCAUGCGUUUUCACACAGUCCGUUUGGGUAAUGGCGUUUUAGCCAGUGACGGCCUCGUUCAAGUUUACCACAACAAAACAUGGGGCUGGAUCUGUGAUCAGCAUUGGGACCAAAACGACGCUGAUGUUGUUUGUGGCGAGCUUGGAUACUCAAACGCUCUUUCAACUUACAGCCAGCCCUUAAACAAACAUGGGAAUGUAUGGAUGAACAAUGUGCACUGUGCUGGCAAUGAAACAUCACUGUUUUUUUGUAGACACGACGGGUGGAAAAGACAUUACUGUCACAGUAGACAACUAGCCGGUGUGAUAUGCAAAACUCCCAAAGGUAAAUAAAAGACAUCUUGUAACCCUAUUUCCCGCAAAAAGGAUGCAAUUGAUGGAUUUUUAAUCCUUUAGGUAUUAGACGAACCCAACUCCACCUUCCCCACACAAAAACCCUUUCAGCAUCAUACUUCUCAGCAAAUGUGUUUUUGACAAAUAUUUCUUUGCCUUAGCAAUAAAACUAGCAAUCUGUUAAACAUGAGGCGAACAGGAACACAAAAGGUCUAACUUAAAUCAUUUAUCUCUUGAUUUCGUUCACGUGACAGUCAGGCUAGUUGGGGGAGCUACUUCAUAUCAAGGUCGAGUUGAAAUAUUUUACGAUGGAGUGUGGGGAACAAUAUGCCAUGAUCAUUGGGAGAUGCCAGAAGCCAAUGUAGUUUGUCGACAACUGGGAUUCGAACGAGCAUCAGAGGCUCUCCGUUCUGCAGCGUUUGGAGAAGGUUCAGGCGUGAUUUGGAUGGAUAACGUAAACUGUACUGGAAGUGAGACUGCAAUUACUCAUUGUAAACAUAACGGAUGGAGAACGACGGACUGCACGCAUAAACAAGAUGCCGGCGUGAUUUGCACACCAAAAGGUAAAAUAUAAUAUGCAAGAAGAAUAACAUCAAAAAAGUGAUAUACUUAUAAUAUUUGGCCAUUAUAACGAAAACUAAAAAAAUUUUUAGACAGUUGCCCUGCACGAUAACGAAGAUAUUUCUUUUAUAUGAAUACAAAUCAAAAACGAAAGAAAAAAGGGGACGGGAUUACCUUGUAAAAUUUGAAAUAUAUUAUCCAGCACAGGAUAAAAAGAAACAAUGGUAGGUCGAUGCCUUUUCAAAGUAUGCAAAACAGCAAACAUUUGCAAGUGUUCUCUGCUAACAAUUGGGUGAUACAUAACGCGUACAGCCGGCCGACCUAAAGCAUUUAUCGCGUUCGUUUUUUACCGUGCAGAAUCGCUUAACAUUUUAAUUACUCUCAACAUGGUGUAAUGGAUGAACAAAUAGUUUGUCUUGAGGACAUGAUUAUACCUUGCAAUCAAUGAACUAUCUUUCAGUAUCAAAAGCGCGAGAACGAAAGAGUUAUUCUAGUGAUUUGUUCGUCAAGUCACGCAGCAAAUCCUACGACAAUUAGCAGUGGCGAAGACAGAAAUGGUGUUUGACGUUCGAGAACAAAUAAAACUAGCCGCUUCUGCUCAUUAAGGUUUGGAAAGAGGAAAAGAGGCUUAAACUGCGUUGAAACCGCUCAUAACAUUAACUCCGAAGGCCACAAAGGCGUUUUGGGGAAAGACUGCUGGCAUUUAAUCGAAAUUCAGCGCAGCUGUCCGGCGGAAAUGAGAUACAUGGUUGACUACCAAAUAAUCAUAUGAUCGUAACAAGCGAUCGGGAUUGCUCGGAACUCUAAUGUCUAUUCUCUGCUUGUACAUUUGAUGGAGUUUUGAGUAAAUUUGCAUUUGUAAGGGCAAACUACAACCAUCGAGAACCCGAAUGGGAGCUCUGCUGCGACAUAAGUAAUUUAUGCCAUUAAGUAAGUAUAUGUUCUUCAAAGAAGAGCCAUUCUGCGCCAUGGACUCUCUUAGUUGUUUGUGAUGAACUGAUCGACUUUUAGAUUAUUUGACGAACGAGCUGAUGAUAUGAGGGUUUUGCUUCAAGAGGAAUGAAUCUCAAAUUUACUCCUAAUUAGUUCCUGUUCCUAGACCUGCUCCAUCGGAACCAAAGGAGGUUAAUAAAGAUGCUAUUUAUGGCUCAGUUGGUGUAGCCCUUGCUUUCACGUUUGUACUAUUGGUAAUUUUCAAACUUUGGAAAUACUGGAAACGUAAGUAGAAGUGCUAAUUUUAAUGGAACAUACCUAGGGUUGGAGAUUCUCAGAAGGGAUGCUUACUCGUCCGAGCUAAAUUAAAUUUACAGGAAAGAAACCAAAAAGGGGGUUGAGAAAGAAACGAAGGAGAGAAGAAGAGAUAGGAGAAAAGAAGAAACCAGAAGGGCUUGGCAAACGUGCAUCUCGGUAGAAUUUCAGAUCUCCUGACAUAGUAAUUCCUUUGAAUUUAUGUUGACACCUUUAAUUUCAAUGAACAUAGAUUUCAGGUGAUUAUGUACAAGAAAAAUUGUCCAUUCAUAGCAGGCAUAUGGAUGGAAUAAGGAAAUUAUAACCAGCAAUUGAUAAAUGCAGCCGUUCUCUGACCUAUUUCUCUAAUUUUUUCUUGCAAUUUUCAGGUCAAAACAGAGAUCGGUAAGAACUUAAGUUGAAUAUCUGGCUAGUAAAUAGGAAGCACGGACACAUAAUUAUCUGUCUGUUUAAUGACCCUGAGGGGGGUUUUGCAAGCUUGCAUUCUUAUAGCACUGGAGGUUUCUCCUAAAUACACCCAAAAGUUGCGAAGUAGUCAACAGUCAGAAGAUAAUUAUCAGCCUCGUUCGAUUGCCUUGAGGGAGCUUUUUUGCAGGCAUGAUAUUGGCUCCUAAAUACACCCAAAAUUUGCAUUGGUCUAAAGUGAGCAGAUCAUCAAUAUAUAAAAUAAUAUCUUUUUAUAGGUGUAUACCUGCCUAGAUUAGCAAAGACAUGCUUGCUAUCUUACAAGAUUAACAGCCUGGUUCGUGACCUGCCACAGCUCAACUAGUGGGUAAACAUUUUAUGGUGGGAAGGUUGUUUUGAGUCCAAAGCGGGGGGCUUGGGAGGGCUUUCAAACACCCGCCCGCAAGAGUUUCGCUUGAAGAGGACGAAAACCUGGCCGAUGAGAACGGCGCGGGGUACAUGUCUAGGCCAGCAGGUGGGAAGGGUAGGUUUUAGACUCUUGGCAUUGUCACUUUUUUAAGAGAAACCAAAUUUCGGCUUGUUGCCGGCUGAGCACGACUGAUAAGAUUUUUUGUCAGUCAGUUCUGGCUUCAAGAAAAGAUCCCCAUCUGUGAAGUGUUUCUAACUGCUGUCUCCGAUGUUUGAUUUCCUUUUAGACCGCAUGCGGUCCAUCGGGAACAAUUCUGGCCUCAAACUGUAAGUAAAAAAAUCAGCCAAAAUGUUGUCAGCUGAAUUCUGCGUGUAUUCGCGUAAAAUAGAUAUCUACGAUUUUCAAAGUUUUAGCAAUUGCACUGAUGUUAACUGAGUGCCAGAAGGGUGAUCUAUUGAAAGGUACUCGAAUAAGAGUAGGCAUGCAAUGGUAGUUGGCCAUGAAUCGUACCAACAAAUUGGAGCAGAUUUUAAUGAAUUCUGCAGGUCUAUUAUGUACCUGGCUAAAAUUAGUUGUUUUAGCUACUCAUGCAAGAUCCUCUCGCUGCUAAUCCACAAACGAAUCUAUGACUUUACGACUAUUCAAAUGCCGGUAUAUAGUCAACAAAUUAUCCAUAAACUAUGUCCUAAAACAUCUUCGUAAUCCCACAGUUGUUGGAGGGAGAUGUCAGGGUCUUGCUGAGUGUGGCACACUUUUCUUUUAAAUUACAGAAUGAGGCAUUUGAACUCGAAAACAGAAAUGCUGAUAAUGUCUUGGCUCGUGACUCAGGACUUAGUCCGGGAACCCGCUCAUGGGAAAUGGAAAGAGAAAAUGUAAACAUUGAGCACGGCAUUGGAGAUGGUGCGUUCGGUCUAGUCGCUCGGGGAACCGCGACUAACUUGCCAGGAAUAAACGGAAGAAUGACGGUGACCAUAAAAAGGCUAAAAGGUAUUCUACUUGGACCAAAAUUAGUUUAGUUCUCAAGACUAGCGCAUGUUUUGUCAUAGAUUUAAACGCAUAUCACAUUUCUGAAAUGUUUGCUUAAUUUUAUAAAGGUCUUUUUCGUUUGCAUAAAAAAUCUAGACAGCGGUGCAGUCGCGGAAAGAAACGAUUUGCUGUCAGAGCUCGAAAUUCUGAAAAAACUCGAACCUCAUCCUCACGUUAUCAAACUGCUGGGAUGCGUCACUGUAUCAGGUAAAUAGAAUUACAAAGCAGUUACAUUACAAAAAAUUAUAGAUCCAACUAAUGGCAUACGAAAGGAAAUAAUGUUUUCAAAUGUUUGACAUCAAAAUACUCUUUAUCUUUUGAAAUCAUCUUAAUUUCAUGCCCCACCAUUUUCGCAGAUUCAUCUAACAUUAUUUUAGUAUGAUGGCGGAGCUUUAAAGUUACCCAUCGUUUUUUGCUCUUUCGAUACGCAAAGCUCUCUUUAUUGGUUAUCUCCACGGCAUAGAUCUCUACUGAAGAUGAUAAACAUGAACCUUGUACGGGACCUCGUUGGCUACGAGCUCGCUGGUAUUCCAUUCUGAUCUAGGUGCCAAGGGUAUAGAGGCAGACUGAUUUUUUCUUUGUCCAGUCCUUGUAACAAUUAUGUUUCUUUGUAUAGGCAUCUUAUUAACAAUCUUUAUUUCUUUAACUUAGCUAGUUAGUAUUGUCCAAUACAUUUGAACGGAUGAACAUCAUUCAUUUUAAAGGAGAGUCCUUUUGUUUUCGUACUAAUAUAUUGUAUUAUAUAAAUGCUUCGUUAUAAAUCUUUUGCAGAUCCUUUGCUUGUAAUAUUCGAGUAUAUUCCUAACGGAGAUCUUUUGGGUUACUUAAAGAAGAGCCGAAAUACUACCCUGCAGUUGAUGAAGUUUUCUUGGCAAAUAGCUGAUGGCAUGGAGUAUUUGUCGUUUAAGGAGGUAAUCUUCUUUAAAAAAAAAAAAAUAGAAAAGGAACAAAUGAUUUCGGAUUCUUUUCCUACCUUAGAAACCAUUUAAUCUUUAUUCCGCCAGUAAUAAGUAUGCAUGUAAUUUUAUCGCUUUUCAAGAACUCAGAAAUAAGUCGAACCGUUCAAAAAUUUCUCCAAUAGACUUUGCCUUUGUCGUCUGAAAACAGCUCAAUAACAUGAGUGCUCACGCCCUAACAGAGGGAAUUAUUGCUGUGUGGGGUUCUCCAAUACGGCGGUUUCCUAGAAAACAUACACAAAAAAACAGAUACAAAAACAAAACAGUAGGACUGAACGUCACAGUUAUGCAAGUGGGUUGCCAGCAUAUUCAUAUGAUGUGUGAAGUACAGUUCAUAGUGAUGUAUAUUUAAGUUUACUGAGGUGAAGUUUAACGUAGCGAUAAUUCAAUUCACGAAUGUGAGAUUUGGAUCAUAAUUGCUUGAUUUGUUGCAUCCAAGUGUAGCGAGAAUGUGAUGUAUAACAUGUUCCGGUUAUAUUUACCCUGGAAUUAUGAUAUCAUAAAUUGGAAGUUAGAGUAUCUCGAUGAAAAGUGAUCUUACCCCUUGAGAAAGUUAAAAAGAGAGUGAACAAUUAAUGAAAAAAAGAUAGGUUUCAUGUUUAAAAAAAACAAAUUAAAAAACGAAAUUAAAAAAAAACAAACAAAAAAAACAAGUAGUCCGCUUUGUUGCAAAUUUGCAGAACCUAACUCUAGGGUAGACUUCAAGGGUGAAGUAACGAUAAGUUAUUCUUUGCAUUCUGUUUGAAAGAUUAUCCACCGCGACCUUGCAGCCCGCAAUGUCAUGGUUGGUGAGGGAGAGACAUGUAAAGUAACCAACUUUGGAAUGGCUCGAGACGUUGGCCGGGAAGGUGCCUAUCAAUGUAAAACAAAGGUAUCUGGAAAUCUAAUUUCAUACAAAUACUCAAAAUGAUUUUUCAACCUUACCCUUCGACAUUUUUUCACACAUAUUUUCUUGUAAUUUGCUACGGAUUAAAGCGAAGAGAGCAGACGAAAUGGACGGCUUUUGAAGCACUCGAGUAUGGACAAUAUACCACGAAAAGUGAUGUGUAAGUUGGAAACCGGUUUGCAAACUUUUCAAAGCUUGAUUCUGGCUAUAAAUGUAAUAUCUUUUGUAUGCGUUAAGACAGUGUCAGCAUAUCAUCACUCAUGAACAAUUUCUUAUUUGGUUUGUUUUCUCUAAUUCAGGUGGAGUUUUGGAAUUGUGCUUUACGAAAUAUUCACGAUAGGUAUGUGAGUUUGCUCGAAAAGAAAUCGCUCUUAAUCAUCCCUCUAAGAUCAAAAUUAAGAAAAUUGAAUUAAAAAGUUUUCCUUUGAAAACUGUCGCUGGUAGGUUUUCCUUUAAAGUGUUUAACAAGAGAGAAGACAGAGAGGUUAAGUUCUUACAUUCCCUGAUGGAAAAAAAGGAACGUUGCAGACAGACUCCUCUUUAAUUCCUAACCUAACAUUCAUUGUCCAAGUCAAAAACAUGACUGGCCAAAGUCGUAAACGCCUCGUUUUAAACUACAAGAUCUUCACGUUGGAAGUUAAGAAAAUUGAUCAAAUCAGUUUAAUGUUUAACUUCUUCACUUAAGGUGGCUCGCCUUAUCCAUCUUUUGAUAAUCAAGACGUGACAGAACUACUUGGAGUGGGCUACAGAAUGCCAAGACCACAACAUAUGGAUGAUGCUUUGUAAGUAACUGGAAUUUGGAAUCUCUCGAUUAUUUAAAUUAUUGUUCAUCCCUUGAGUUAUCCACGUGGUUUAUUUAUUUAUUUUAUCGCUCUUCAUGAUCGAUAAACUUUCCACAAUACAAAAAAUAAAAUCCUCCCUUACAAUAGAUCAUCAACAGCAAACAAAGAUAUUUAAAAUAUAAGUAAAUCGGGAACCUUUCAAUCUCAUAAAACCUUUUAUCCUAAUUUUUAGGUACAAAAUCAUGCUAGAUUGCUGGCAAGAGAAUCCGGAUAAUCGUCCAACCUUUGAGAAUCUUAGGAAAGACUUGAAGGAAAUGGAAAAUUAACAUCAGGUAAAAGAAAAGCAAAUGAAACGUGAUUCAAAUGCUUUGGGUUUCUUUUAUUUUAAUUCCUUCUUUUUUUUUUCUGGCAGAGGUUUAUCAACAUGCAAUUCAGCGACAACAAGCUCUACGAGAAUUUGGAUUGAGUUAUUUCUCAAAAAAGACUCAGUAGCACAUCCAGCUGUGAAUGUAGGAGAAAAACUUUAGUUAGUCUUGCAACACUUACGACAACACGUUCUUUUUUCGGAGGGACGGACCAUGAAACAAACAGAUAAAACAAACGAAAAGGGCUCCUACAAAAUCGUUCACAUUUCAAAAGUAAAAGCUGGUACUAACUCAUUUGUGGCUAGUCGCCUGAGAUACUUGUCCUAAUUCAAUGUCUUGCUAUUCUCCCAUUUUGAUGGUAGAUCUAGGCUGUUUUUUUUUGGAGGUUUUCUUUCUCAAUACUUUUUAAAAAUUAUCAUUGUUUAUUUCUAUUCAUUUAUUUUUUCCUUAAUUGAAUGGUUUUUUAUGAAACGGUGUUUCUCAUAGGGAAAAGGCUGAUCAUAGAAAGCGAGCCUCAUUCAAAGUUUUAAAAUACACAUCAGAUUUACAUAUAUUUUCCUUUGUUACUUAGUUUAGAUUACUGAUUUUACUUUAGGGCUAAUUUAAGUCCGAUAUUGUUUUUGAUGUUACUAUAAUGUCACUUUUCAUUUGCUCAGAUAUUUUGGCCUUUUAUCGGUGUAAAGGCCACUUUUGAGAGAGAUAACUGAUUAUGGAAGUUGUCGCUAAGGUCAGUUUGAGUUGAUCACUGUUAGAUUCGCCGUUAUCUCGAAUAGAGCAAAAGCGCAACGUCAACUUCCAAGAUUAAAAAGCAAGCGCGUAUGCAUUUGGUAAUUGAGCAGGAUAUUGUUGUGGAAGUUGUGGCAGCUGGGUAGUAAAGGAUUGAAAAGAAGCCUUCGAGAUUUAAGACUCUUCGUGCCUUCCGCUCAACAGCUGCAGAUGGCCCCUUGAGUCCAUACUAUUUAAAUAAUACGGUCGUGCACAUCGUUUAUUCCCCUUAAAUAAUUACUUUUUUGCAUUUAUUUAUGUUCUUAAGUCUAUGCUAUAUUUCAGUGUCUCAAUGGGGUGAUGGUACUUAGGACCACAGUUUAAAAUUUUGGCCAUUUUACGGCUAACGAUUAAUUUUUUUCCAAUGCGACAAAAAAAGGCCAAUUUUCAAUACCAUCGACUAUCCAGCUUUAUGUGCAGUAAUUAAUGUGCUAAAGAAAGGUAAAUGCGUUAUGAGAUACUAAAAUAAAGAAGACCAUGG